CAACCGGCCAGCGGUGCACCGGGAUCUAUCCUUAUUGUGUUUUAUUCUGUUCUUUGCUCUCUUUCCUGACGAUCGUCGCUUGUCGUACAUCCGUACAAACUUUGCCUACAACAAAGCUUGUUUAGGAAUUUCUUUUAUAUUAUGCCAAUAUGAUAACGAAAAGUUACAUCGACGUCCGAUUAAUUAUUGUUUUGUUUUGUUUUGUGGUCAAGUGUUAUAAAUAAAUAUUAAUUAUUAUAAUUUUAAUUCAAUAUUUUAAUACAUACACUUCAUAUUUCUGUUGCUAACAUUAUGCAUAUCAAUUAUUUUGUGGUUCAUAUAUUUUUUUAUAAUUUUGUACACUUUUUUAAUGGAGUUGUUUGCGAGUUAAGGCCGAGUACGCAAAACAGUGACGCGUGCCUAUCGCGAGUGGCUGCGUGUGAAGCCAGUGGGGCAAACGCUCGACGCACAAUUUGUGGCACAGACGGCAGAACCUACCCCUCUAAAUGUCAGCUCAUGAAGGCACAGUGCGCUGGUAAACCAGUGACAUUUGCUCACAGAGGACUUUGUUUAGAUGGGCAAUCUUCAUGCUCGAUUGCACUGAGUUAUGCCCAAAACGCUCGUGCUGGGCGGCGAGCCGCGUUCGUGCCCAAGUGUCGCCCUGAUGGUACUUAUGCGCCGGUGCAGUGUGCCGCCGCGGGCGCCGCUACGGGCUGCUGGUGUGUCACGCCCGAAGGAAAAACCCUGCCCAACACCGCGGUCAGGAGUGGUCGGCCGGACUGUACAAGGACGGGUAAAUCCCAAACCAGGCGCAGAUCGUCAGCACGCGACAAACGCAAUAAAAAAAGUUGCAGCCGGGUUGAUCGCGAUCAGUUCAACACGGUUUUGAUCAAUAGCUUCAAAGGGGAGUACAAAAGAAUUAUAAAAUCUCAGGACGAAAAUCCUCAACCGGAAGUCGUCGCAGAGUGGAAGUUUAAUGAAUUGGACGGAGACAGAAGUGGGACCUUGCAGAAAUCUGAAUAUCGAGGUCUGAGGAAGCUUAUUAAAAAGGUGAUGAAACCUAAGCGAUGUGCCCGUGCCUGGGCGCCAAGUUGUGAUAGUGAUGGUAAUGGCGAUAUAACACGAGCCGAGUGGGCAGCCUGCCUAUUAUAUAACCCAGAACCACCUGCACCGGACUUCUCUCUCCGUUUCUUCAUGUUGUUGAACGCAGACGAGGGCAGCGGACCCGAAGCGGAGCCCGACUAUAAGGAAGAGGAACCCACGUCGGACCCCAGCGCAGUGUUGCCAGGCAUAAUGAGAAAUUCGUUUGCACCUGAUGGCUCCGAUGUGGACUCACGGCGUGAAGACGAAGCAAAUGACUGCCUCACAGAUCGACAGGCGGUGUUAGACGAACAGAAAGCCGGUGGCUCCGUGCUGUAUGUACCGGAAUGCACAGGCGACGGUAGAUAUGCGAGGGCGCAGUGCUACCGCUCCACUGGGUACUGCUGGUGCGUACACCAGGACACCGGGAAACCAAUACCAGGCUCCUCAGUGAAGGACAGGCGUCCAGACUGCGACGCUGCACCGCAACAUGCUAGUCCAAUGAGAGGGUGUCCGGAACAAGUAAAAUCGAAAUUUUUAAGCGAUCUCAGGAGUUUCUUCAUUAACAAGAUGACCAGUUCCACAAACGGCACGGGACCAGGGGACAUGGUGAAAUGGGGCGCCUCUAAUGAAGAACAAGCAGCUACCUGGACCUACGUGAUGCUGGAUAAGGACAAAAACAAAGCACUGGAACGUAGAGAGUGGAAGGUGUUUCACCAGCUGAUUGCAAAUGUGGAACAUUUGAGGAAGUGUGGUCGAAAACUCCCCAGAUAUUGUGAUGUGAACCACGACACGAAAAUUAGCAUCACAGAAUGGAUGGCGUGCUUAGAGGUCACGCAGGCUUCCCAGGGACAGACAACCGAAGCAACGAAGCCGUCGUCCAACUCUAGAAGGAAAGGCCCAAAUCCGUUGGAAUCGAUACUAAAAGCUGACGAUUAGUCCCUCCAAAUGCCUAUUAAAAUAGACAUUCGUGCCAGUGCUAGGUGUUAAACGAAAUGAAAAUGUGUGAAUGAAUAAAUAUUGUGUAAAUCAGUAUGAAGACAUGGUAAUAGUUGCCCAGCGUGAUUGUAAGUUAAGGUCCUUGAAUUGUUCUAACUAUUGGCAUAAUUUAUUCGAAAACAUGUAGUCCUAGUAUUGGCUUAGUUAAUUAAUAUUACUGGCAUGUUGUUCUGAUGUAACAUCAUCAGUAUCAAAUCAGAAAGCCGGUACAUACAGGCGUGUAUGAAUGUCGAUAUUAAUAUAAUUAUAAUGAUUAUUGUAAUAUAUUAAAUUGCACUGCUAUCAGUGUUCUAUAAUAUGGUUCAAUUGUGUUAAAGAGUUGGCAGUAGAAAAUUAGAAUUCUCUAACAUAUAUAUAUAAUAUGGCUAAAGCCGUGCCGUACACAAGUAUAGCUGAAAAUAACUUGGAAUUAAAUUAAAAGAACAAAUAGCAAGAGUUAGAAGAACAUGUAUAAUGCACGCAUAAUAAAUAACUACUUAAACUAACAAUAAGAAAAAUAGGAAUUCGGUUUAAAAUUAAACCUUUUAAAGUUGAUUGCCAUAUUCUUUUUAGUUAAUGUAGAUUAUUUAUAUAUCUAUGCGUAGCGUGCAUCAUCAAUCAUGCAUACAUAGUUUGUAAUUUAAGUAAUGACCUAAAAUAUAUACUUCUAAGUAUGCCCGCGGUUUCACCCGCAUAUAAUUUUUAGCCAUGUGUUAUUUUGAUAUAUAAGCUAUAUUACUGCAGAAUUUCAUCGUAAUCCAUUUUACGUGAAAGAGUAACGGACAUUCAUCCAUACUCACAAAACGCAUUUAUGCAGUAGAUAUAUGUAUAAAUGUAGUUAAAUUUUCGAUUUUUUUAAAAAUAAAACUGACAAUAAUAUUCAAUUCUAUCAACAUUUAUGUUAGCAAAACUGUGUA
Messenger RNA from Achroia grisella, 2954 nucleotides. It is a transcript of the gene magu, whose product is annotated as SPARC-related modular calcium-binding protein 1. Gene Ontology annotation, cellular component: basement membrane. The coding region runs from base 292 to 1998 and encodes 568 amino acids. Gene Ontology annotation, biological process: extracellular matrix organization. Gene Ontology annotation, molecular function: calcium ion binding; heparin binding; extracellular matrix binding. The record is from RefSeq and is a predicted model, not a curated record. The transcript has 12 exons. NCBI's taxonomy places the organism in Eukaryota, Metazoa, Arthropoda, Insecta, Lepidoptera, Pyralidae.